Oncorhynchus keta (chum salmon) is the source of this 3642-nucleotide messenger RNA. Its product is annotated as prolactin-releasing peptide receptor-like. The record is from RefSeq and is a predicted model, not a curated record. The coding region runs from base 557 to 1711 and encodes 384 amino acids. NCBI's taxonomy places the organism in Eukaryota, Metazoa, Chordata, Actinopteri, Salmoniformes, Salmonidae. Gene Ontology annotation, cellular component: neuron projection; plasma membrane. Gene Ontology annotation, biological process: G protein-coupled receptor signaling pathway. The transcript has 3 exons. Gene Ontology annotation, molecular function: neuropeptide Y receptor activity; neuropeptide binding.
CAGUCCAAUAUCCACUUCUAAAAAUAAAAUUAUUUUAGGUCUGAUGACUGUAUAGAAAAUGUAGCCUAUGAUAGAUACUGCUGUCUACCUAUUUGAUAACAUCAUCACAAACAGCCAACUGUAUUGGUCAAAUAGGCUACAAGCCUGCAACAGACGCUGUCGAAUACCUGUUGCUUACAAGCUACUAGCAAUCAGGUUGGUCUUCGGAAGAAGUUGUGCGCUCUGCAGCCCACAGAAGCUUUGGUGAUCAUUUUCACAAAGUACCGUUAUGAACGUUGUGAUGGGAAACGUAUCAAAUCUAUGAUGUAAAACAGUAGAAGAAGAAUAUAUUUGAGGGAGUUCGAAAGGUAUUUAUUUCACUUUGCUCCUCUUAAGUGGAGCGGGAAACUACGGUGGAGAUCGUUGAUUCGCACACUUCGCUUUCUCCAAGUGUGGUAAAGUUGACAGUCACAGACAGAUUCACUGUGACAGUCUCCGCUGAUAUUGUAGGAAUUGAAAUUUGGACACCUGCUCCUCUCGACGAAUAGGCACCUCUUGCCCUUUCUCCAGUUCUGUGAUGGAAGGCAGUGGCAGUGGAUUGACUGUAGAGCUGGCCUCCCCUGGGCCUUGUGUGGCUGGCAUGGAGGGGAACACCAGUGGGCAGGUGUUUGAGGUGGCGCUGCAGAACAGCUCCUCGUCCAAACGUAGCCCUCAGUUUGUGGGGGUGGAGCUGCUGAAGUCCUUCAAGCUGCUCAUCAUCCCCUGCUACAUCCUGGUGGUGCUGAUCGGGGUGUUCGGCAACUACCUUCUGCUCUACGUCAUCUGCCACACCCGUAAGAUGCACAACAUCACUAACUUCUUCAUUGGAAACCUGGCCUUCUCCGACAUGCUGAUGUGUGCCACCUGUGUCCCCUUCACCUUGGCCUAUGCCUUCAACCCUCGCGGCUGGGUUUUUGGGAGGUUCAUGUGCUACCUGGUUUACCUCAUCCAACCAGUGACCGUCUACGUGUCUGUCUUCACUCUCACUGCUAUUGGUGUUGACAGGUACUAUGCCACAGUUCACCCUCUGAAGAAGCGGAUCUCAGUGUUGGGGUGUACCUACCUCCUAUCUGGGAUCUGGCUGCUCUCCUGUGGGCUUGUGGCCCCGGCCGUGGCCCACACCUACCAUGUGGAGUUCAAGAAUGAUGGCUUUACCAUCUGUGAGGAGUUCUGGAUGGGCAAGAAGAGAGAGAGGUUGGCCUACGCAUACAGCACACUUUUCAUGACCUAUGUCCUGCCUCUGUCUGCCCUCUGCAUCUCUUACCUCUGCAUCUCUGUCAAGCUCCGUAACUGUGUGGUGCCUGGCCACCGCACCCAGAGCCAGGCCGAGGCCCAGCGAACCCGCAAGCGCAAGACCUUCCGUCUGAUCACCCUGGUGGUGGCGGCUUUCGGCGUGUGCUGGAUGCCCAUCAGUGUGUUCAACGUGCUACGGGACAUUGACAUUGACCUGAUCGACAAGCGCUACUUCCUGCUCAUCCAGCUGCUGUGCCACUUGUGUGCCAUGAGCUCAUCCUGUUGUAACCCUUUCCUGUAUGCCUGGCUGCAUAACCGCUUUCGUGCCGAGCUGCGCAAGAUGUUCACCUGCCACCGCCGCAUCGGCAUCCCUGCCAACCACUGUGCCACAAACAGCGUGAACCCCUUCAUCCCACCCUCCCACCCACCCGCACAGGAUUUGUUCAGAGAAUGGUCUUGAAACCAGCUGAAAUAUUUUUGGUCAGGGUUUUUGUACUGUAAGAUAAGAUGGUAAAAUGAUUACUUUUGUUUUUCAAAUAGUUGAUUCUUCUGACCCCACUCCCACUGUUUCUCAUGCCCAAUUAAUACAUAUUUUGUGAAAAGUAAUGUACAUUUCUGCACAAGAUUAUUAAGUGGUUGCACAAGUGCAAUAAACUGUGCCACAAACAAGAGUGCUGCAAAAAAAGUAUACUGCAUUUGAAGUGUUCUUAGACAUGUUGAAACAUCAGGAGUUGAUUGAUCAUGAUGGACAUCUUCGGUGUACAUUAUGCUGUUUAUAUAAGCAUUAUCUUUAUUGUACAGUGUAUUCCCAUAUGAUGCAUACAAAGUGAUGGUUUAAUAAUAGAUGCUUUGGGUUUGGUUUUUGCUUGAUUUCAAAAGUCUCUACAACCUCAAGGUUGUGACUGACAGGUGAUGCACAUUACCAGAUGGGAACGCAGCUUCCAACCUCACAGAAGAGGGUCCUGGCUUGGUGACAAAGAUGAUAGCUUCAGUCUCUCAACAACUAACAAAAAUUAAACACAUUUGGUCAUGUCAAAAAAGAUUGAAAUUGGUUCCAUUUAACCUGUUUUCCAUUUUUGGCAAGUUGCACGUUAAAACACAGUUUUACUUUCUGUGACAGAAAUGGUUGCAUCAUGCAUGUUACAUCUUUGUAAACGUAAUGAAGUAUACUGAACAAAAACAAACGCAACAUUCAACAAUUUCCAAUAUUUUACUGUGUGAACUUUUUUGUGAACUUUACAGUUCACAUAAGGAAAUCAGUCAAUUGAAAUAAAUGCAUUAGGCCCUAAUCUAGGGCUUUCACAUGACUGGGAAUAAAGAUAUGCAUCUGUUUCCUUUAAAAAAAGUAGGGGUGUGGAUCAGAAAACUAGUCCGUAUCUGGUGUGACCACCAUUUGCCUCAUGCAGUCCGACACAUCUCCUUCACAUAGAGUUGAUCAGGCUAUUGAUUGUGUCCUGUUAAAUGUUGUCCCACUCCUUUUCAAUAAAUGUGCGAAGUUGCUAGAUAUUGGCGGGUACUAGAACACUGUCGUACACGUUGAUCCAGAGCAUGCCAAACAUGCUCAACGGGUGACAUGUCUGGUGAGUAUGCAGGCCAUGGAAGAGCUGGGACAUUUUCAGCUUCCAGGAAUUAUAUACAGAUCGGGGGCUCCCGAGUGGCGUAGCGGCCUAAGUGCAUGUCAGUGCAAGAGGCAUCACUACAGUACCUGGUUCAAAUCCAGGCUGUAUCACAUCUGGCCAUGAUUGAGAGUCCCAUAGGGUGGAGCACAAUUGGCCCAGCGUCGUCCAGGUUUGGCAGGGGUAGGCCGUCAUUGUAAAUAAGAAUCUAUUCUUAACUGACUUGUCUAGUUAAAUACAGGUUAUACAGAAAAAUACAUAUUGUUGCAAAAUGGGGCAGUGCACGCUCCCUUAAAACUUGUGGCAUUGUGUUCUGUGACAAAACUGCACAUUUUAGAGUGGGCUUUUAUUGUCCCGAGCACAAGGUGCACCUGUGUAAUGAUAAUGCAGUUGUGAUUUUAGCAUGUACAUCUUGGUGGGGCAAAGUCACUUUUUUUAUUUUUAUGCAUGCCAGCAAAGCCACUACACAACACAAACACUUUCACGGUGACAAACGAUGCUCACAAAAUGUAAGGGCUUACAUAAAGCUGUCCCAACAGAAGAGCUUUCUUUUCAACACCGUGGAGUGAAUCCUUACCACUGGGACAUCUGGCUCUCAGCGGAGCCUUGUCUAGCAGCGAAACAGUUCAUUCAGCCUCAUUUACUGCCUUUAAAAAAAACAUAGCUGAUAUGGCUGCUAGACAAGCUUGGGCCAGUGACUGAUGGAUCUCCAUGUUUUUUACCUUGUGGGAAAUCUGUUGAUGUGCCAUUAAGCAGGGUGUUGACCCUGGUUGCU